Messenger RNA from Loa loa (African eye worm), 1222 nucleotides. RefSeq lists its product as hypothetical. Bases 84 to 1118 code for a protein of 344 amino acids. The record is from RefSeq and is a predicted model, not a curated record. Lineage: Eukaryota; Metazoa; Nematoda; Chromadorea; Rhabditida; Onchocercidae. The transcript has 8 exons. Gene Ontology annotation, molecular function: RNA binding.
CCAUAAAAUGCUGCUAGGCUCUUUUGUUUCCGUCCAAUUUUCUGAAGUAGCACGGGAACAUUUGCUUGUUUCAGUCUCCCGAUAUGAGCGGUCGUAGUGGUAGAUAUCGGGAUGAUGAAAUACCAACGCUGUAUGUACGACAGGUACAUUAUUCCGCUCGGCCUGAUGAUUUACGUGCGUUGUUCGAACGAAUGGGACCUGUUCGUGAUGUCUAUAUUCCCCUGGAUUAUUACACACGUGAAUCACGGGGUUUUGCAUACGUAAAAUUUGAAUUUACACGGGAUGCAGAAGAUGCUUUGAGGAAGUUAAAUGGCGCAAGCAUUUUGGGAAGACCUAUAGAGGUUGAAUGGGCUGAAGGACAACGAAAAACAAAAACAGAAAUGCGUGCAAGAGAUUCCUAUAGUUCAUAUCGUGUUCGAAACCGUUACCGCAGUCGUUCACCGCAUAGGUCUGGACGUGAGCGUUCACCGCGACGUCGAUCACGUUCAAGGCGUCGUUCACAUUCACGAUCAAAACGACGAGCGCAUAAAUCACGACAUCGUUCUAGGUCGCGACAUCAUUACAGCAGCGCAAGAUCAAGAAAUAGUAGGAGCACAAGUUCAUCAUCUGCUAGUGUUCGAAAAAAUCGCGAUAGGGGGCGGAAAAUAGAGAGGUCAAAAUCGCCGCCUCUUUCCAGAUCUCUAAUACGUUCAUUAGAUGAAGUUAAAGAUCCAAGUGAUGAUGAGCAAAAUGUUGUUAUCAAUGAACACAAUAUUUCAAAUCGACAAAUUGCUGAAGAGCUUAAGGAACCAAUCAUCGAUGAACUGGAGAUAAGAAGUGAAGCCCGAGCUAGUGAUAUUGAAGUCGAUGAAAGGCAAAUUCAAAAAACUACGCAGAAGAAUGGAAGCAUUGUCUACCUCGAGGAAAAUUUUGGAGUUGACAUUGAUGGAAGUAAUACUUCAGCAACCGAAGAGGAAGAGGAAGAUAAAGCAGUCACAGACAUUGAAGUAAUUGAUGAGAUUGUUGAACAAAAUGGUAUUGUUUUCAAUGAUACGAUUAUCGAGGGUGAUUGCUUAGAUGGUAAUAUUAAUAUUCCGGAAUUACUAAUAGCUGAUACCACGGUUAAAGAUGAAUUUUGAUUAUUUGUUUUUCUUUUUUUUUUCGUGAAAUUAUAUUAUAAUUUCCUUCAUUUUGUCUUAUUUUCAACUAACUCUCAAGACAAAAAAAAGACAUAAUUCUUGAG